Molecule: messenger RNA, 318 nt
Organism: Nannizzia gypsea CBS 118893
Lineage: Eukaryota; Fungi; Ascomycota; Eurotiomycetes; Onygenales; Arthrodermataceae
Exons: 2
Coding region: 1-318 (105 amino acids)
Source: RefSeq, a predicted model, not a curated record
AUGCAAAUCACUACCUUUGUGACUCUUGCCCUCGCCGCACUCGCGAGUGGCGCGGCCCUUCAGGAGAAGCCACCUGCUGAUGUUGUGACCGCUGGGCAAGACAAGGCGGCCCCCAACGAUGAACACGCCUCUACCUUCGCUAUCAAGUCCUGCAAAAUUGGCGCCAAUUACUGUGGCUGGUAUCUCAGGAACGACCUUGGCUGGGAGGACCCCGAUAUCGCCGGAUACGGUCUCUAUAAAUGCAUCGAGCCCUACAAGGCCAGCAGAAUCGCUUCUUGCGUCAAAUGUGUUGGUCCCGUGGCCCAUUGCGCUAGUUAG